AUGUCUCAGUAUGCUUCCCGCUCAGACUCUAAGGGAGCUUUGGACAGCAGCAGCCCGGAAGCCUACACAGAAGAUGACAAGACCGAGGAGGACAUGCCUGCCCCCAAUAACUAUCUGUGGCUCACCAUUUUCUCGUGUUUCUGCCCAGCGUACCCGAUCAACAUUGUGGCUUUAGUCUUCUCUGUCAUGUCUCUGAACAGCUACAAUGACGGAGACUACGAAGGAGCCAGGAGGCUGGGGCGGAAUGCCAAGUGGGUGGCCAUCGCCUCUAUCAUCAUCGGCCUGGUCAUCAUCGGCGUUUCCUGUGCGGUGCACUUCUCCAGGAAGUCCCGGGUUUCGCAAUUCGAUUUGCCCUUUCCUGGAGUGAGGGUGGACGGCGGCAACAGUGGCCUCCUCGCUGGGUCAGGAGCGGGAAGAAGCGAGCUCGCGAGCGCCUCCUGCCGGCCAUCAGAAAGCUCGAUCCGGGAGCGGCCGGGAACGACCCGCUGCGGCUGCGCGCUGAGCGGCCGGGAGGAGGUCGUGGACGAACGCUUGCUCCCAGAACAGAAACGGAAGUGA
This is a messenger RNA of Grammomys surdaster, 558 nucleotides long. RefSeq names its product transmembrane protein 233 (gene Tmem233). The record is from RefSeq and is a predicted model, not a curated record. The transcript has 3 exons. Lineage: Eukaryota; Metazoa; Chordata; Mammalia; Rodentia; Muridae. Gene Ontology annotation, cellular component: membrane. Bases 1 to 558 code for a protein of 185 amino acids.